UUGCACUGGUCUUUGAGGAGGCUGGAGACACACGCACAUCAUCUUCUAUCAGUGCUGCAGAGCAAGCUGUCAGAAGAUAUGAGGCACGGUACAGGAGACACGUCUCAACGGCAGCGAUGAGAGUCACCGCCAUGCACAAAUUAAGCCUCCUCUUUUGUGUUUUAACCAGCUCCUCUGCCUUGGAUUCACAGUAUCGGAAUACUGGGAGCAAAGCUGCUCUGUUGCUGGCAGUGGAGCGGAAGGACCCCAAGUGCUUCACGGAGAGUCUGAAGGACCUGACCUGCUUUUGGGAUGAGACCCUCCCCCCAGAGGGGCUCCCCAACCGCACCUUCGACUACAGAUACGAAUCGGAGGACAGUGGUGUGUGUAACCUGACCGUGCAGAAGCUCGCUAGUAACCAGAGCAGAUUCCUGUGUGAGUUCCCUGAAGCCAUCCUGUUUGCACAGCUGGAUGUCACAGUGCGCGUCAAUGAUCUGAUCCUCCAUCACCGCAGUCUGUCUGCUGAUCAAGUCUUGCUCCUAGACCCUCCCAUGAACCUCAGCGUGCGUCAGACUGGCAAGCCAGGGCAGCUGCACAUGAAGUGGCUGCCCCCGUCUCUGAAGUACAUGGACGACAGCAUCAUAUACGAGGUCGGCUUCUCAGUUGCGGGCUCCGAGCUGCGGAAGACCGAGGUGAUCAAGGGGGGGCGCACAGACUGCGUCCUCAUGAAGCUGAAGCCGCUGACCCGGUAUGUGGUCAGUGUCCGAGCCAAACCCGACGGGAUCACCUACAACGGCUACUGGAGCGCCUGGUCCGAGCCCGUCACCGCGGAGACGCCAACAGAUCUGGAUCCCCUGAUCCUGGCCCUGUCUCUGAUCCUGCUUCUCAUCAUGACGGUCUUGUUCGUCACCGUCUUCCUGUCACAUCGGAGGUUUUUGUUGAAGAAGAUGUGGCCCCGGAUUCCUUCUCCCGAGGGCACGUUUGGGGGGCUUUUCACCGUCCACAGGGGCAACUUCCAGGAAUGGUUGGGUCACAACAACGUCUAUCCGUGGUGGAGCCCGUCUUUCUUCUACUUUGAGGAGAGGGUGGUGUCUCUGGAGGUCCUGUCAGAGUUCAAACCCAGCGUUCUCCCACCCUUACCCCCCAAAGCUGGGCUCCAGUUCUGUCUGGAGGAGGGGGGAGAGGAGGAAGGGGGAGAGGGGGGAGAGGAAGAGGGUGGGAGCCUUCCUUUCCUCCAGCUUCACAAGGGUCAGACCGGAUUUGAAACCCAGACGGGGCUCCUGAAUCAGUGGCUGGUUCCCUCCAGAGAACCCCCGGAAUCCAAAGACGCCUAUGUGAUCCUAAACUUCGCCCCCAGAGAUCCCGGCGUUCCCGGCCCUGACGUUCCCGAGGAGGAGGCCCCGUUGCAGACGCUCUUCGCCACUUCGGAAUCCAGCAUCCGUUCGGGAAUCUCUUCAGACUCGGAGAGGCAAAGCCCGGUGGAAAGAACGUCCUCCGGGUCCAGUUUUGACUACGCCGUUUACGACCCCAGCGGAGAUCUGCUGUUCCCCAGCAAGCAUCAGAGCUACCCCUACCUGAGGGUAGCUGAUUCGGGCAUUUCAGUGGACUACAGCCCUAUGGGCUCUGGCUCCAGUGCCCUGACCAGUCACACUGGCAUUGGCAUCUAUACUAACCUUUAUAAGAAUGACAUCUGCCAUCAUUCGGAUCAGCUGCCCCAUAGUAGCGGAGCCUUCUGCUCUGGGUACUGAGGGCAGAGGAGGGGAAUCUCUUUUUGGGUUCCAAGGGAGUGGUCCGUCGGGGCCAAGAAGACCCAAAAUGGGAUCCCACUGCAACCCCGGUGUAACACCCUGAAGACAGGCCAGCCAGCAGAGCCAUCAGCAGAACGCAUCGUUACCAGCAACGCAAACACAAUUGAUUUGCAAUUGGACGGUUCGGUGGUCCUGUCUGGUUCGGAGAUCCGUCUGAUCCUGAAACACAUUCUGUGUGUGACUGGCAGUCGAUUAGCUUGGAGGGCUUUUACUGUGAGCAGAAUACAUCCCUCGUGAAAGGUCACUGCAGUAAAAGCAUAGCAAAGCAUUGUUAAAGAGUGAUUGAACAUAGGCAACCACUGCAAACCCCACAGGAACACGGUAAACGGCAGUGAAAGCACAGUGUAACCAUAGGGAAACCGCAGCCUUUUAAUAAGGGAUAGACGCGGUUCAUGAACAGCGUACAUAAAAACAUGUGAUGAAGAGCAGGUACAGUAUAGGACGCAUCCCUCCCCACGGGAACCACAUACAUGCGUUUGAUGUAAAUAUAUGGACAUAGUGUUGUGUAGAAUGUUUAUGUACUGUGACAGUAUUGUUUUUAUUUUUAUAUGUUUUGUUUAUGGUGUAUUCUGCCAAAAUUGUAAUACAAUCAAACACGUAGGAGAGCCAGUUACAGCAUUAUAUGAAAUAAUACAGAAUCGCCUCUCGAGCAUGAGAAAUUAAAAAGCAAACGAACCAACAGUUCAACACGUUACAGAAAAAUGCACAGAAGGAGGCUGUGUGGUCCAGUGGUUAGAGAAACGGGCUUGUAACCAGGAGGUUCAAAUCCCAACUCAGCCCGACUCA
Polyodon spathula (Mississippi paddlefish) is the source of this 2573-nucleotide messenger RNA. RefSeq names its product erythropoietin receptor (gene epor). The record is from RefSeq and is a predicted model, not a curated record. Gene Ontology annotation, cellular component: external side of plasma membrane; membrane. The coding region runs from base 117 to 1727 and encodes 536 amino acids. Gene Ontology annotation, molecular function: protein binding; cytokine receptor activity. The transcript is spliced from 8 exons. Gene Ontology annotation, biological process: hemopoiesis; cytokine-mediated signaling pathway; positive regulation of cell population proliferation. Lineage: Eukaryota; Metazoa; Chordata; Actinopteri; Acipenseriformes; Polyodontidae.